Molecule: messenger RNA, 678 nt
Organism: Miscanthus lutarioriparius
Lineage: Eukaryota; Viridiplantae; Streptophyta; Magnoliopsida; Poales; Poaceae
Source: the annotation of a GenBank genome assembly
AUGGCGAUGACCACCACACCCAAAAGCACCACCACCAGCCCCGGCGCGUACGUCACCAAGCCUCCCCCGCCGCCGCCGGGCUACGUCGUCCACGACAAGGCGGCGGCGUACGAUUCCUACAACGGACGACACGGAGGCGCGGCGGCCACGGCCACCAGCAGCGCCUCGGCGGCGCGCCACGACUACGACGACCGGCACCAGCAGGCGGCGGCGGGAGCGCGGGCACUGGACGGGCUCCUGCUGCUGCUGCGCGCGGCCGCGUCGGUCAUGUCGUUCGUGGCCGUCGCGCUCGUCGCGUCCUGCCGCCACGGCGAUUGGAUGGAGUUCGCGCGCUACCCGGAGUACCGGUGCCUCCUGGGGGCCUCCGUGCUCGCCUGCGUCUACUCCGCCGCGCAGGCGCUUCGGGGCUUCCGACGGAUGCGCGCCGCCGGCUACGGCCAGGGAUCGGGUGGAGGCCUCGCGGAUUUCGCCGGCGAUCAGGUGGUGGCGUAUCUGCUCAUCACGGCGUCGGCGGCGGCUCUCCCCAUCACCCUCCGCAUGAGAUCCGCCGUCCUCAACGUCUUCACGGACGCCAUGACGGCCGCCAUCAGCCUGGGUUUCAUCGCCUUUGCUGCGCUCGCCUUGUCCGCCAUGCUCUCCGGAUUCACCCUCUCCACCGCCGCCGCGCAACCAUACUAG